UGCGGCUGCGAGUCAAUCCAAGGAUGUUGGAAGACACAAAGAGGGAAGUGCCGAAAUACCGGCGGACGUAUAGCCGACCGCGGCGUUGUUUGCCGGAUAAAUAGCACCUGCUAAUGAAGAAGACGCCAGCCAUUUAUUGCCGCAGAACAUUGUCAGGAUGCCAUCGCAAGAGGGAGAAGAGCCGCCUCCGAAUGGGAGCCAGUCUGAUAGCCGUCUAAAGAGCAAGAAGCCACCCAGUCUGGUCAUAGCAAUACCUACACCGAAAGAGAUGAUGUCCCAUGACCCCACUAAACAGCCCCUUCGGCCGUCUUUGAAGAAAAAGAUGAGUGGCCAAGCAACCAGUUCUGUGUCAGAGAGUAUCAGCGGAACAGGAGAUGGAGGCCUGUCAGCCUCAGAGAGAAGGGAAAAGUUUGGAAGACAGACCUCACUCUCACAAAGUAUUCGCAAAAAUACAGCCCAGUGGUUCGGGGUUGGAGAAGACUGUGAGACCAAGCAGCAGGUUUGGCAGAGGAAGAGUCUGCGCCACUGCAGCCAACGCUAUGGCAAGCUGAAGGCCCAGUACAGAGAGCCUGACACAGCUUUGAGCAUUGAGCAGAGCCUGGAAUCACCAGCCCCACACAAGAUGCCUAAGAUUGUAGACCCCCUGGCACGGGGACGAGCGUUUCGUUACCCAGAGGACAUAGACACUCGCUCCCCUAAGGCUCCCUUCACUCCUGGGAUCACCUCGCUCAGCUCCUUUACCAGCCAGCGUUCUGGGUACAGUCACUUCCCCAAACGUAAGAGGGAGUCCGUCGCCCGCAUGAGCAUCCGUGCUGCAAAUAACCUGCUCAGGGGCCGAAGCGGUUUAGCGGGUUCCCUGACAGGUCCCAGCUUUCCCAGGAGGAGCUUUGUCAGGCCCAGCUGGCAGGAUGAUGACACUGUGGACUCGGCAGACAUGUCUGAGUCACUCUUUUUUAGCAAGGUCGAUGUCCACGAUGAGUUGUACUCUAUGGCUGAUGACGUAUUUGAGUCACCACCAAUCUCUGCUGCGUUUGCCCCAAGUGAGCAACCAGACCAGAAAUUCUCAGGCCUCAUGCCUAUAUCCUCCAAGGAUGCAUCUCGAACACCCUGCACACCAACAGCAGUACAAGAGAAAAGUCAUCCUCGGCGUGGGCGUCGCAUCGCUUCCCGAGUGAAGCACUUUGCUUUUGACAACAAAAAGCGUCGCUAUGGAAUGGGCGUUGUGGGCAAGUGGCUGAACCGGCACUACCGACAUAGCCUCAGCAGCACCAUCCAGAAGCAGUUGGAUGACUUCCACAGCCACAGGCCUUACUUUACCUACUGGAUCACUUUUGUCCAUGUUGUAAUCACGUUGCUGUCGUGCUGUACUUACGGUUUUGCACCUGUAGGGUUUGCACAACAUUCUAAAACUGACCUUGUGCUGAAGAACAAAGGCAUCUAUGAGAGUGUUAAGUACAUCCAACAGCAGAACUUUUGGAUUGGUCCAAGAUCUGACGACCUGAUUCAUUUGGGAGCCAAGUUCGCUCCAUGCAUCCGUCAGGACAAACAGAUAGUCCAUCUGAUUCAGAAGGCCAAAGAUCUGGAGAAAGAGUCAGGGUGUUGUGUUCAGAAUGACAAUUCCGGAUGUGUGCAGACUCUCAACUCUGACUGUUCCGAGACACUAGCGACUUUCAUCAAAUGGAACAAUGAGUUUGUGGACAUCAACAGGUCCUCUGGCUCUGUCUGUCAUCAGGAUCCCAGAAUAUGUGAAGAGCCUGCAUCUGCAGAGCCUCACACGUGGCCAGAUGACAUCACCCAGUGGCCGGUGUGUACAUAUCCCAAAAGGUGGAACCAUACAGGCUACAGACAUGUGGACUGUAACAUCAAGGGGCGACCUUGCUGCAUUGGCACUAAGGGCAGGUGUGAGAUCACAACCAGGGAGUAUUGCUCUUUCAUGCAUGGGUACUUCCAUGAAGAUGCCACACUAUGCUCACAGGUCCAUUGUCUGGAUGAUGUUUGUGGCUUGCUGCCCUUCCUAAACCCUGAUGUGCCUGAUCAAUUCUACCGUUUCUGGCUGUCCCUUUUCCUGCACGCUGGGUUGCUACACUGUGUGGUAUCAGUAGUGUUUCAGAUGACCAUAUUGAGAGACCUGGAGAAGCUGGCUGGUUGGGUGCGCAUCUCCAUCAUUUACAUCUUUAGCGGUAUAACUGGAAACCUUGCCUCUGCCCUCUUCCUUCCCUACAGAGCUGAGGUCUGGUGCCCCUCAUCUUCCUCUUGAUAAUACCUCAUAGAUCCCCAAUGGGGUUUUGAUCCGGCGAGUUGGCCGGCCAGUCAAGCACUGUGAUGGCAUGGGCAUCAAACCAGGUUUUGGUGCUUCUGGCUGUAUGGGCAAGGGCCAGGUCCUGCUGGAAGAUGAAAUCUGCAUCUCCAUACAGAUCCUCAGCAGAAGGAAUCCUGAAGUCCUCUAAAACAUUCUGGUAGACUGUUGCGGUGACCUUGGAGUUUACCAACACCUGCGCUGGACAUUGCACCCCAAAUCAAGACUGACUGUGGAUAUUUCACACUGGACCGCAAGCAGCUUGGGUUCUGUUCUUCACCCGUCUUCCUCCAAACCCUUGGACUUUGAAAGGCACACUUUACUUUCACCGGAAAAGAGGACCUUGGACCACUGGCCAACAGUCCAGUCCUUCUUCUCCUUGGCCCAGUUGAGACGCUUCCUACAUUGGCUCAGGCUCAGAAGUUGGGUCGAGCCAAAAACCACCACUAACCCGAUAGUGGUGGUUUUUGAAGCUGUGACUCCCGCCUCAUUCGAUUCUUUCUGGAUCUCUGCUAGAUUCUUGAAUCUUUUCUGUUUGAUAAUCCGCUGAAGCUCACAGUCAUUUCUUUUGCUGGUGCAUCUUCUCCUGCCACAUUUUGUCCUUCCACUCAACUUUGCACUGAUAUGCUUGGACACAGCACUCUGUGAACAGCCAGCCUCCUUAGCUAUGAACUUUUUUGGCUUACCCAUCCUAUGGCAGGUAUCAAUGAUGGUCUUCUGGCCAGUUUUCAAGUGUGCAGUCUUCCCCAUAUUGAACCCAACUGAGAAAAUUUAACCAAACUGUCGCAAUUUAAUGACACUUGGGCAAACCCGUGCAGGUGCUUUGAGUUUAGGAGGUGAUUAGUGUGGGACACUCAGUUUAAAACAUUUAUGGCCUGCAAAAUUUGGGCUGCCCAAAUUAUUUAAAAAUCAACAUAUAAAUACUUGAAAUUGUUUAAAUUGUGGGCCCUGAAUUUAUAAUCUAUGAAAGUUUAACUUUUGGAAUGGAAUUAUAGAAAUAAAUGUUUUCCAUGAUAUUCCAUUUUUUGGGAAAGGGUCUGUGAAGCAGUCUCUCUAUAUGCUGAGGUAUGCAUGCUGUUUGUUUGUCUAGUACUGCAGUACUAGAGUGUGUCCAAUCGUGUGUUCUGUGCUUCCUUAUAAAAUAAAAACAAAAAUCCAAAUAGGUUACCAAAUAAGGCAAAACUAGUCCAUAAUUAUAGCAUGGAGAUGUGUCAUGUCACAAAAGUGUUUUGGAUGUUCUGGCACUGACUGGUUGAACCAUGGUCUCAUAUCCACUGUUGUUGUCUGUUGUUUUUCCUGGUGUUGUCACUCACUGGUUUAAUGCGGCGUAGUUACUGGAGAAGGUUUCCCCUUCUAAGGAUUAUCAAAGCAGACUUGUCCUUCCAUCUACACAUCACAAAUCAUGAUGUACCAAUUGCUCAAAGGAACCUUCAGCUCGUAAUAUUCACACGAUAAGAUCCUGACGUGUCCAACCUUGUCACUUUCCAUUGAUAACGAAAGAAUUAUUGAAGAAUUUUAACCAUAUCAGAAAUUAUACCUGCACCUAGAAAUGUAUAACAUCAUGCACAUUUAAUCCAUUUAUUGAAUGCGCCAAUGGAAAAUUGACAGACAGAUUAUGUGUCUGUCACGUUCCCUACGUAGAGAAAUGAUACAUUCGAUAAUUGCUGCAACAUGUUGAUCUGAAGACUGAGUGUUGAAAACAAGUUUACCUACUUUUUAUUGUUAAGCCUGUUUUCCCCUGUGUAUUUGUGUGUCUGUCUGUGUCUGUAAAAGGCCACUUUCUCCUAUUUUGGGAUUAGUCUAAUGCCUUUGUGUGGCCAAACAGAGGCCAUUGCUAAAUGGGAUUGUGCACUGUUUUAUUCCGAGACAGUUGUUGUGUAGCUGAGACUUGUCUGGUACUCAGUCUUGUACUCACACCUUCUUGUACAUUAAAGGUUCAUCCUGGUACACUUAGAAUUUUUUGGAAGACAAAAUAGUGGAUGAGACCCAUUUACACAAUACACACAUGAUAUAUCAAUAAAUAUUGACUGAAUACGGAUUGAACUAUUUCCCACAGGAGUUUAGUAGGACUUCAUAUGAAAAGUGAUGCACUAAUUGAAUAAAAACUGUGGUGACAAGGGUAGGAAAAAAUCCUCAGUUUCUAAAAACUUUCAAUGGGAGGUUUAGCUGUGGAAUUUAGGAAAUAUCCCACGUUAGAAACUUUCCAUGAGAAGUAAUUAGAACCAGAACAGGCAUGAAUCACCUGUAAUGUAUUUUUGCAUAUCGUUUUGAAGCCAGUUUUUUGUUUUCCUCGUCGGCUUGUUGCAAUGUGAGGUGGCUUUGAGUGUGGCGCGCCUUGACAUGAGUCAGAAUUCCUACUGUUCAACUCCUCCAAACUAACCAGCUCACAGGUCUUCACACACCAGAAAUACUCACAGCAAGCAUAACACAUGACAGUAAAGCCACUUAAGGAGCUGAUUUAGGUGGAUUACCCCGUAACUGUGCGGUUAAGAAGACCCUGUGGUUCCAGCAGAAAUUGCUUGAAUAACAACUUUGUUGGAUACCAAUAAUAUUCACACAGCAGAUUUUUCGGAAGAUUACAUUGACCUCAGGUAGAGGAAGCGAGUGUGCGGCCAAGCUUACCACACCACAAGAUUUUUAAGCAGAACCCAAUAAGAAAAAAUGACAUUCGUAAUAACAUCUCUUCUAACUGUUUAAUCUGAGCCAAUGACAAGUGAUUGUGGUGUGCGUUUGGAACAUGUCGGCCUUGCCGUCUGGGCCGUGUGGGUGACAUGCUGUGCAACGUUCUUUUCUGUUGGUAGAAGUUGGUUGUCUUCGCAGAUUAGCCAUCUGCCAUUUUACAACCAGGCAAGACUCCAGAAUCAGCCCUGACGUCAUUUACACUAAUCCUCUCACCUUUACGAGAAUGUUCUCCCCCAACAGAACCAAAACCCCAGAUAGUCUGUGUGGGUCAACCCGUGCACAUGAAGUGACAUCAUUAAGAAGCUCUUCUCGAUGCUGCAUUUCUGCUUAAUAGCAGUAAAUAUUUAUGACGUUGUGAGCAUGGAGUUGUUUAUCAGGUUCUAAUC
This is a messenger RNA of Phycodurus eques (leafy seadragon), 5364 nucleotides long. Its product is annotated as inactive rhomboid protein 2-like. Gene Ontology annotation, molecular function: serine-type endopeptidase activity. Gene Ontology annotation, cellular component: endoplasmic reticulum membrane. NCBI's taxonomy places the organism in Eukaryota, Metazoa, Chordata, Actinopteri, Syngnathiformes, Syngnathidae. The record is from RefSeq and is a predicted model, not a curated record. Gene Ontology annotation, biological process: regulation of epidermal growth factor receptor signaling pathway; regulation of protein secretion. Bases 158 to 2257 code for a protein of 699 amino acids. The transcript is spliced from 18 exons.